AUGGCGUCGUCUAAUAUCUCCGAGCAGUUCGUCUUUGAUAACCAAACCUGGAGUUUACCAAAGCUUGUUUCCCCUGUGGCCACUAGCGAUAAAACAACAGAGCUGAUUAUUCAAGUUUUUACCAUCAUAAACAAUGUGAUUCUAUGCAGUGUGUUUGGAGCUACAGGCAUUGUAGCCAACACUCUCAACAUUUGCGUCUUCUUAAAACAGGGGUUAAACAGCUCCAUUACUUUAAGUUUUCUAGCAAUAUCCAUCUCAGAUGUCUUCAGCUUGCUAGCUCUGCUGUGGAGGAACAUUUGCCUAGACGUCUACAUCAACUCUCUUUUACCGGAUGUGGUACUCAGUGAAUUUGAAUACCUGACCGCCGCAUGGCCGCAUGGGAUAUCUGCACGUAUCACUAGCUGGAUCACGGUCUACAUUACAGCAGAAAGGUGUUUGUCCAUUGCGGCACCGCUCAAGGUCAAACAGAUCGUCACGCCACGCCGGACAGUCAUCGUGUUGCUGUCCAUCUUCCUGGUCAACAUGCUGUCUCUGGUUCCAGAAUAUUCCACGGUCUACUACGACUGGAAGUACUACCCAGACAGGAACAAAACCAUCCUGGGACUCGCGUUUAGAGGUAAUCGCGCCGCCACUCAGAGUCUGGUUUUCUAUUUUCUCACGGCUUUUGCUAUCGGCGUUUUUAUUUCGGUCACGACCUUCACCUGUGUCCUGGUCUAUAAAUUAAAGCAGACGUCAAAAUGGCGUCAGAGUUCAACAAGUGACCAGGCCCAAAACGAGUCCAUUACCGCCAGGGACAAAAAGAUCGUAGCUCUGGUCAUCUCUGUGGCCACGGUGUUGAUGAUCUGCUACACGCCAACGGUCAUCUUGUCCAUCUUUACCGUCAGUAUCCCAGGAUUUAGCGUCUCUGGGAAAUACGACAAAUACUUCAAAACGUCUUGGUCGUUCGCCUUCUUGCUUCACGCCAUCAACUCCAACAUGAAUUUUAUUCUCUAUUUUAAAAUGAGUUCUAGCUACAGGAACAAGUUCAAGGAACUUUUGUGCUUCCGUAACAAGAACAAAGAGACAACGUAA
Physella acuta is the source of this 1071-nucleotide messenger RNA. RefSeq lists its product as uncharacterized. Gene Ontology annotation, molecular function: G protein-coupled peptide receptor activity. The record is from RefSeq and is a predicted model, not a curated record. Gene Ontology annotation, cellular component: membrane. NCBI's taxonomy places the organism in Eukaryota, Metazoa, Mollusca, Gastropoda, Physidae.